Messenger RNA from Seminavis robusta, 1602 nucleotides. NCBI's taxonomy places the organism in Eukaryota, Bacillariophyta, Bacillariophyceae, Naviculales, Naviculaceae. The record is from the annotation of a GenBank genome assembly.
AUGAUGAUCCCGACUACCCUAUUUCCACUGUCCCCGCCAAAACUGAGUAGAAGAACUCCCAAGCAAAGUUCCCGUGCAGAUAAUGAUGCAUGUCCCAAUCAGGAAAAGUUGAUCCCGCUGAGAGGCAAUCAGGGCGAUGCUACCUAUGUAGAUUGCAAUCAAGCCAAUCUGGAAGUAACAAUGAAGCCAAAACCAAGCCCAAUGAAAGCCCACAAGAAGACAAUGUUGGAAAGAGCCCUUGCAACUACCAUUAGUCCCAGAGAUAUUUCUACAGCCAAACAAUCUUUGAACACUGACAACACCAAAUACCAAGACUUUGACUCCUUUCCACCUGAAAUCAAAAGUAUGCGCAGGAACAUUCACCAGUGCUCCUGUCACCAUCGAACAGCCACUGAAUUGGCGGCAGGCCGGCUAUGUUUGUGCUGCAGAUGUGGCUCGAAGGCCUGCAAACUGGAGUUAAAACUGGAUGCGAUGGGCAAGAUUCCAGCUGGCUUCGGAUGUCAUUCAACGGCUGAAGAGGCAGUGACCAAGAUACUGGCAUACCACGAGCACAGAGGUGACCCACUACCAGACAAUUGGGAUGUCUUAUAUGACUCUGAUGGGAACUCAGUGGGAUCCUUCAAACAAACUGAAGCCAGUGAUGCCGAUGUUGAUUUUGAUGUUGAUGUUGAAACAUAUCAGAGAACAAUGACAUUACUGGAAGCUGAGUCUCCAACAUGUGACAAUGGAAGUCAUGAGGCAAAAGAGAGUGACUGGUUCGGACAACAGCCAAACUUAUUACUUAAUAUAGAUAGUCGAUCUUCUUCACAACUUUGUGUUGGAACUGACUCCAGUGUGACUGAUACCACAAAGCAAGAGGGCACGAACUCUUCCAUGGAUGAACUUGGGUCGAGGAUUCCUGUGGCAACAAUGGCAACUGGAGGUGGUCAAACAACCACUGGCAAGAGAUCGGCCAAUGAUGCUGUUGAGGAUCGACCAGUAAUGGAACAAGACAAUGAGGGUCAACACUCAGAACAAGGCGGAUCUGGAAAGAAUGAUGGCAACCAUAAUGGCGGAGGCAAUGAUGAACAAGGAAAUGGUUCAGAGGGUGGCCAGUCAGCACUUGCUGGCACCUCAGCUGUGCAGUCCUUCCCUGGAAAAGGAGCAUGCAUCACGGGAAUUCAAAAUAUGACCGAUCCAAUUAAGUAUGGACCACUCAGAGAACUUCUCAAACUCUGCAGUGAUGGAAAUUGUCUUUUCUUCUACACUCAUGACAAGCGAGGCGACACUACUGGCAAACCUUUACCAUACUCACAGAUUGAGCAGAUGGAUGAUACAGCCCUCGGACAGGCAUUCAAUGUGUGCAAGCCAAAAUGGGGGCAAGAGUCCAAGCACAAGUGCAGAUUUGGGGCAUCAUUCUACUUCUACAGUCAGAAACACCUCAAUGUGAGAGCUCUCAAACAAAUUCCGGGAGUGAUUCCUUUCCUCAAACUUCACAACUGGCAAUUGAAGGCACACUCCCUUCUUCAGUCCCAGACUAUCACACCUCUAUUUAUUCAGGGCAAACACCCCCACAAAACCAACACAGAGGCAGUGGCACAGCAGCUCAUGACCUACUUCUAA